Messenger RNA from Megalobrama amblycephala (Wuchang bream), 3452 nucleotides. It is a transcript of the gene rab4a, whose product is annotated as RAB4a, member RAS oncogene family. Gene Ontology annotation, cellular component: endosome. NCBI's taxonomy places the organism in Eukaryota, Metazoa, Chordata, Actinopteri, Cypriniformes, Xenocyprididae. Gene Ontology annotation, molecular function: GTPase activity; GTP binding. Gene Ontology annotation, biological process: Rab protein signal transduction; regulation of endocytosis. The transcript has 8 exons. The record is from RefSeq and is a predicted model, not a curated record. The coding region runs from base 141 to 782 and encodes 213 amino acids.
AGCAGGAAGUAGUCGUUGCACAAACUUCCGACAAGGAUGCGCGAAACCCUGUAAGGGAUUUCCCUUUAUUUGAUAUCCUUGUUGAUUGCCGUGAAAGAGAAGAAACGCAGUAUUGAAAGGCUAGAAACACAGCGCCAGUCAUGUCAGAGACAUACGAUUUCCUGUUUAAGUUUCUUGUGAUAGGAAAUGCAGGAACUGGAAAAUCUUGUCUGCUUCAUCAGUUUAUAGAAAAAAGAUUCAAAGAUGACUCGAAUCACACUAUUGGGGUUGAAUUUGGCUCAAAGAUAAUCAGUGUGGUCAAUAAGUUUGUCAAGCUCCAGAUCUGGGAUACAGCCGGACAGGAACGUUUCAGGUCUGUAACACGCAGCUACUACAGAGGGGCAGCAGGGGCUCUUCUUGUGUAUGACAUCACUAGUCGAGAAACAUACAACGCUCUGACUAACUGGCUGACAGAUGCCAGGAUGUUGGCCAGCCAGAACAUAGUGAUCAUACUGUGUGGAAAUAAGAAGGAUCUGGAUGCUGACCGUGAAGUCACCUUCCUGGAGGCCUCGCGCUUCGCUCAAGAGAACGAGCUCAUGUUUUUGGAGACCAGUGCUCUAACAGGGGAGAAUGUGGAGGAAGCGUUCGUCCAGUGUGCUCGGAAAAUCCUUAACAAAAUAGAGUCAGGAGAGCUGGACCCGGAGCGGAUGGGUUCAGGAAUCCAGUACGGAGAUGCAGCAUUGCGGCAGCUGCGUUCUCCCAGACGGGCUCAGGCAGAGAGCGUGCAGGAGUGUGGCUGUUAACACAGAUCCCAGACAACCGACCAACCAGGUUUUGUGAACACGAGGAGGAGGACAUUAGUGGGGCGUGUGACGUACGGCUCAUCGUGUUGGAGCGACUGUUUCCCUCACCUUACUUUUACUUCUGUUCUGACAUGCCGGGGACCCCCUUGAACUCCAGAAGGAACCGGAAAAUGUUUACUGUCCCCCUCGCGGGCCCAGGCAAAGACAUCUGUGGUACCCAAAACCCUGAGGGUAGUUAAAAGAUCUGGCCCUUGCCCCUGAGAAUACUGCACUGAGCCCCUGCCCCGUCUUUCCCUUUUCCAUAUGUAGUUGUUGUGUAGAGAAGCGUUUAUAUUAUCACCGUGGAGCAUGUUUCAUGGUUGCAGUGCUAUAACAUAUUCAUAAAUGACUAUAUACAGCAUAUAUAUAUAUAGCUGCAUCACUGCUCUGUGGCAAGCACCUGUAAUUCUUAUCAAUGAUGUGCAUUAUCUCGCUUUAAUUAGGUUUAUUUUUUUCCAUUAUUGUUAGUAUGUUUUAGGAAAGUAUAUUAGAAAAUGUUUUUGACAUUUGUCAAGAAAUCUUUUUUCUUGUGUUAUAAUUUACAUUCAGAAAUGUCAGCCGGUGCACACUUACAUUCAUAUAACACUGUAAUACACUGUCAGUAUGAACAGCUUCAAAAUCAGUGUUACAUGCUCUAUAUUUAUUGUAAAGCAUUUCUGUGCUGCAGUCCCAUUUUUAGUUGUUGGAAUGGCACGGAUGUAUUUAAAGUGAUUCCUUGUUUUCUUUUUUAAAAAAAAUGUGUGUUUCUUUUUUUAAUCUUCUACUUUUCCCCUGUUCUUCUCCUAUACAUUUUAAAUGUACAUAUCUCAAACAAGCUUGUAUCGAAAAUGAAUGAUAAAUCAUUGUGGAUCCCACUUCACAAUGCUUAUCAUUAUGUCUUUAUAUCAGUAAUUUUAUGUUUGUAAAAAUUUGAAAUGGGAUCGAUUGCCAAUAGUCAUGUUUAACAUUGUACUGAAUGGUAGUUCCUUGUUUUUUUCAUCAAUGCUGCAGCUUCACUUUACAUCAACCUCAAAAAAGUACAUUUUAGCUGCUGAAUGUAAAUCAGUGUUUAUAAAUUUGUGUAAAACUUCCAAUCCUAUUUUGCUGGACACUCAAGUUUUCUUAAAAAAAAAAAAAAAAAAGCAUUAAAUGAAUUAAUUUAAAGUGAAUAAGAGAGACAAUGCCAGACUUUUAAAUUGCUCCUUGGGUCUGACACAUGGAUAAGAUCUUGGCAGGCUUGCAGAAUCCCAGUGUCCAGGAACAGCAUGCUCUAAUGAGUUGGUGAUAUAAUACAUUUGACUUGUGCAUUAGUGAGAAUAGAGUUUCAUAUAUUAAUGGCAGGCCUGUGUACAAAGAAUCCUUAACUACAAACAUAAGAACUACUUUUACAUCCAUAUUAUGCUUGUGAAAAGUUUUAUACUUUUUUUUUUUUUACAUUAACAUUACAAUAACUCCCUCUAAACAGCAACCUGUUUAAAUGUUAAGACUGAAAAAUAACAUUUACUACCAGACUGCAUCCUCAUAAGGUUUAAAAAUUCACUAUUAAUGACCUAUUAGUGUGGUGAAACACCAUUGUAAAUGUUACACAUUUAAACGCAUCUCAGUUUCACAAGCUGAAAUCGAAACACAUAAACUUUAAUACCCUUCAAACUUGUUUUUGAAUCAGUGGAGUGCAUAUUCAUCAUCUUUAUGAUAAACAUCAUUUAAUAAACAUUAUGGCUUCAAUACUUUUACACUAAAACCAACACUAUUCGCAUAAUACAUGCCAGAACUGACCAAAAAGAUGCGAUGAGGAAAAAUACCUGUACAUUUGUUCAUACAACACAUGCAUUCUUCCAUUAAAGAUGAUGGAAGAAUGAUUUCUUCAUCUGUUUUUUCCACUUCCUGUCUGGUUUUUGCUCGCAAUUCUGACUCGUGGAUCUGAAAUAAUUAUAACUACUGAAUUCAGAAUCAGUUCAAUAUCCUUAUAUAAAUAGUGUACAAAUAUCUCAAUCUCAUUAUUCCUAAAAAAUAAGUUACAUACAGUAAAAUACAACACGAAAUACCUGAGUGCUACUAAAAACCAAAUAACAUCACACCGAAUGAAAGUUAUUCUUGAUGAUGAACAGCUGGAAUGGCUUUGAUGUGUAUGAUCUCAUUCAAACAUGAUUUGUCAUUUUGCUGUGUAUGUUUCAUGCUUUGGAUACCAGUGACUUUUUACAAAUGUACAAGUAAAAUCUAAUAGAGCUCAUAUCAAAGAAAACAGAUUAAUAUAAUAGAAUGACUAUUUAAGUAAGUGUUGCUUAACACUUCACAAAGAUUCAUGUUGACGCAACUAAUAUCUGUAAAAUACAAAACAGAUUUCUUUACGUUAACUCUAAAUGUUAAUCAAUGUAAACAAUGGAGAUAAUACACAACAUUACAACACAUCACAUUAUAUGCCUCUAAUUGUCUGACAAUUACUGAACACUUUUAAAUAAUUGUUUGGCUAAGAGUGUAAAGAGACGCUGGUAAAUCUCAUGGCCUGUAAAUCUACGCAACCUACCAAACCAACAAGGCAUGUGAUUGUUUGACAGUUUGCCCUGCAGCAUCAAUGGAUUGUGUUUUCAUGUUUGAUAUGUACCAGUAAAUGCAACAUAUCCAUGGUGUAAAUAAACCCCUAAAAAACCUUGA